AUGUAUGACGUUGAAAAGGAGAAGGAGACACAUAGAGUAUUGUUUUCGGCGAUGAAUAUUGAUCAGCAGAAAGUAUAUGAUGCUGUUCUGAAGUCAGUAGACGAACGGUUGGGACAAUUAAUUUUUGUCUCAGGUGCAGGAGGCACAGGAAAGACAUACCUAUACAGAACUAUUAUCGCAAGGCUUAGGUCAGUUGGCAAAGUAGUUAUACCGGUUGCUACAUCUGGCAUCGCAGCACUGCUGCUCCCAGGAGGAAGGACAGCGCACUCUCGGUUGAAAUUACCUCUGAAUCUAGAUGAUCGUUCAAUGUGUGAAAUUCACAAAGGGUCAAGUUUAGCCGCAUUGAUAUCUAAGGCGGACCUAAUAAUAUGGGACGAAGCUCCGAUGGCACACCGACACGCUUUUGAAACCCUGGAUCGUUCCUUCAGAGAUUUGUUAUCGCAUGAGAAUCCAGAAGCUGGCACACAGCCCUUUGGUGGCAAGACGGUGCUUCUCGGCGGGGAUUUCCGGCAGAUUUUGCCAUUUAUUCCACAUGGAAAAAGGCCAGACACUGUUCUCGCAUCCAUUAGCAAAUCAUAUCUAUGGAAAAUGGCACGCGUAUUCACCUUAUCUAUCAACAUGCGGCUGCGGCAAGAGGACAAGGACUUCGCAAAAUGGAUACUACAAGUCGGAGAUGGGGAAGCUGACGCUUUGACGUCGAAUAAACCAAAACACGAGGAAGGGAAUCAGAUUAUUGUGGACAAAAGAUUACCUAAAAGAGAGAGCCGUGCUGACACCUACCAAUAUACCGUACAUGAGGUGAACGCCUAUCUCCUCUCCAAGAUCCCAUCACAGGCUAGAGAGUAUUUGAGUUCUGAUUCUGUUGAGCUAGAAGCUACGCCAGACGAUGAUUGGACCACCCACUACCCGCCAGAGUACCUCAAUUCACUAGAGUUUUCGGGCCUGCCUAACCACAGAUUGUGCCUCAAAGUUGGUGCUCCGGUGAUGAUGCUGCGCAAUCUUAACCAGGAUCAAGGUUUGUGCAAUGGUACAAGAAUGGUGGUUACUCGCCCAGGUAACAGGGUUGUUAAGGCGAGAAUCAUGACUGGGACAGAUGUCAGAGAAGAAGUUUUGAUCCCUAGAAUACGACUUAGUCCCACUGAUACCAUGCAUCCCUUCACCUUUAAUCGAAGACAAUUCCCGAUCAGACUGUGCUAUGCCAUGACAAUCAACAAGGGCCAGGGCCAAAGCCUGAACCAAGUUGCUUUAUAUCUUCCUCGCCCUGUUUUUACUCAUGGGCAGUUGUACGUUGCCAUGUCUCGAGUAACAACUCCGAAUGGGCUUAAGAUUUUAGACGAGACUUCCGAUAUGGACGGUGAAGAUGGAGUUACUAAUAUUGUAUAG
Brassica napus (rape) is the source of this 1383-nucleotide messenger RNA. Its product is annotated as ATP-dependent DNA helicase PIF1-like. NCBI's taxonomy places the organism in Eukaryota, Viridiplantae, Streptophyta, Magnoliopsida, Brassicales, Brassicaceae. Gene Ontology annotation, molecular function: DNA helicase activity. Gene Ontology annotation, biological process: telomere maintenance; DNA repair. The coding region runs from base 1 to 1383 and encodes 460 amino acids. The record is from RefSeq and is a predicted model, not a curated record. The transcript has 2 exons.